Lytechinus variegatus (green sea urchin) is the source of this 14651-nucleotide messenger RNA. RefSeq lists its product as uncharacterized. Gene Ontology annotation, molecular function: DNA-binding transcription factor activity, RNA polymerase II-specific; RNA polymerase II cis-regulatory region sequence-specific DNA binding. Bases 1224 to 11936 code for a protein of 3570 amino acids. The transcript is spliced from 3 exons. NCBI's taxonomy places the organism in Eukaryota, Metazoa, Echinodermata, Echinoidea, Temnopleuroida, Toxopneustidae. Gene Ontology annotation, biological process: regulation of DNA-templated transcription. The record is from RefSeq and is a predicted model, not a curated record.
CUAGGAUAAAAAAUAGAGAACAAAACACAGUGCAAUAAACAGGAAUCACAUGUUGCUCCUUUGUGAGUUAGUUUUGGAGAAGGGAAAAUUAGGAAAGGGAAUUGAUUGUAGAUGUGAAAAAAAUUGUUCUAUAAUCAUCAGAGACAGAUGUCUCUCUCUCAGCACAACUUUUUUUCCCAUGGGAUAUAUUUAUUUCCUGACUGAUAUCUUAGAUAUGCCAAUAAAAUCAUAUUUUUCUCUUUGCUUUGGUUACCAAACCAAAUCAUAUUGGAAAGGAAUAAGUUCUUUGAUGUGUUGUAUUGAAAAUCUCUUUCAUUUUGUCAGCUUGUCUAUGUAUUGCCUCAUCUACUCUCCGAAUUUCUCAUUGUGUUUUGCUUGUAUGGGCUCCGCUUCUUUUGACAGAAAAGUAUUAUAUAUGUUCCACCCCCACUGUACUUUGUGAAUUGCGUUGGAGCGGGUGAACAGGUCAUAGUAACACAAUGACAUUGUUGAAAAAAAUUGUAUGGUUUAUAGAACAGCUCAUGCAACCAGGCAUAUCCUUUAUUCUUUAGAAAAGUCACGGAGAAGAAAAAAACAUGAGACCAAACGAAUUGGUUUGCUUUCGCACAGACGAAAUAUUCAAUACAGACAGUGUGAUAUUUGAUAGGGUGAUUACUCAUACAUGCCACAUACCCCUCCCCCGUCACCCAUCCAGGUACAUAGCACAAAAGCCUCUUAUGACAAUGAUGCGGUAACCAUGGUUACUGAAAUGAGGAGGUUCACGCUCCUCGUGAAGUGUCAGGAGCAACGUGUCCAGAUAUGAUUAGCGAUCAGACCCUCAUGCCUUUUUACCGUAAUAGUUACUGGAACGUUGGUUAAAUUUUGCAAUUAUUCUCGGUUGCGUGUGUCAUUUCACCCCCUGCGUGGGAUGGGAGUAGUAUCACUACGUCAAUGAGCUUUUAUACACAGUAGGGGUGUAGUGGGCAUGGAUAAACCUUUUGGCUAAACGCAUCAUGAUGCAUCAUCCAAGCUGUGGACAUGCUGAUGUUUUCUCAAAUUUUUAUAUUUUUCAGUUACCUGAGAAUGCUGCCUAAAAUAAACGAGAAAACACUGUGAAUCUUUCAAGAGCCAUUGUUCUUCAUGAAUUCUACUCAAGAAGUUUCAAGAAAUAUCUGAGAAAUAAUGAUUUAUUAGAGAAAGUACUAUACACACUUUCACCAUAAAGAAAAUGUGAUAAAAAUAAAAUGGUGGAGAAGAAUGACCAAAUGAGAAUAAGUGAUGAUGACAUAAUAUCAAAAUUUAGUGAUAACUUCAGCUUAAAGCUUCUAUCUCCACUCAUUCGUCUCAAAAAAGAGCUGCGCCUCUCCCUUCCCGAUCUUGUUUCAAGACAUAAGCUUCAAGAUAACUUAGGAGCAGGUGGAAAUAAUGGAGUAGACAUCAUAAAAAACAAUGGGGUUGAAACCAGACGUACGACAAAUGGUGGCUCAGAUUUGGACCGAUCUAUUCUUCAGGAUGGGAAACUGGAAAGCACUUACAAUGAAAGUGAACUGUUGCAGUCAAACUUGGAAUCAACAGAAGCAGUAAAUGUAAAUGCCACACUUAUAACUUCAGAGAAGAUCCCAGACAAACAGGCUGUUCAAAUCAAGAGAAAACGUGGUAGGCCACCAAAGAAGGUUAGAUCAGUAGGUGCUAAUGCCAAGAAAGCUGUAAGCCCUACCAAAGCCCCACACUGCCAGUCAACUGUCUUACCAACAAAAGAGGGGGAUAGACAAAGGAAAGAUGGAUUAAAUGGUCAUGGCAAAGCACUUAGUGAAAUUUCUAUCGCAGCUCCUGUAAGUCGCUUACAUGCUGCAGCCAGCCAAACAAGUCAGUCAUUUCCAAAGUCAAAGUUUGGAUCCCGAGCUGGGAAACAUCAGAUCAUUCGUAAAUACCCCUUGAGAAAAUUGCUUCAUUCUAGGUCACGGUUGUCCAGAUUUCCUAGAUAUGGCAACAGUAUUGGACAGAUCACAAGAAAAUCAUCUGAUACAAUUAGUAUUGAUGAAAUCACUGUGAAAACUAAUGCAAAUUCCAAAUUCGUUGCUGGGAAAUUGUUAAAAACAAAAGAAAUUCCUCCAGAAAUCCUUGAAACCAUUAAUGAUAUUUCAAAAUGUGUUACAAGUGACUCUUGCAGUAACCCUGGAGUCAUUUCAAUGGAGAGCAGUCAAAAGGCUCCUGACAGAGAAUCUAGUGAAGAUGUACCAAGUACCGUUUCUUCAGCAUACUGUGCUAAAGAAAAAAGUAAACCCAAAAAACUCUUGAAGAGCAAGUCAAAGGUGCAAAACACUUGUCUCCCUAAAAAUCUUCCUUCAUCCCCAUUAUGUGUGGAUCGUUCUGCAGAAAAAAAGUUAUCAAACUCAUCUUUAAGAUGUCAGAAUUGGUGUAAUGAUUCUGUAGGUGUGUAUGAUUUCACUGAUUCCUCAAAUGACAGUGCAUGUGAGCCAGCUCCUCCUCCUCCCCCAGUGAUGCUACAACGGAAAAGAGGCAGACCACCGAAGCAGAAGAAUUGCCAUGCACAACGUAAAGCUAAGUUCCAGCCAGUGACAGUCUCAUCAAGUAGAACAUUUUGUAGAAACCAGCUACAAACUAAAGCAUCAAACAAUUGUUCUAUCGUUUCUCAAGAUCAUGUGCAGCCUGUUAAGAAAAGGGGCCGUGGGAGGCCACGCAAAAACACAAGGGCUAUUUUGUCAUCACAGAAAAAUUGUCGAAAAGAAUCCCAGACAGUAUUUAAUGCCAGGAAAGGAAACGGCCUACAUCAGGAAAGUGAAUGUUCGAGAAUACUAGUGGAAACAGAAUUGCCCAUUCAACAGGAAAAGGUUGUUGAAGAAAGAAAUCAUGGAACGGAAGAUGAUUGUAGUCUGUUGCAUGUUCCAAAAGUAACUGCAAGUAGACAAGAUGACAUGGAUGUCUUGUUAUUACAUAAUAUACAACCAAAUCCAGUAGAAAAUGAAAGUGGCGAUAUUCCUAAUGCUAUGCAGACACCAGACUGGAAGGACAAAUCAUCGGAAUACCAGAUGAUGAAUGAUGAAGUGUCAUGUUUGACACCUCCGGGAUCCAAUGAAUGUCUCUCAAUAUCAGGAGAUGACAAACUUCAAAUUCACAAAGAGUCUUUCAACCAGAAAUCAUGUCAGAGCCCAAGUAAGAGCACCAUUUCAUCUUCAUAUACUCAAGAUUUCCUCUUCAAAGAUGUUGCUUCAUCACCUUUAUCACAUCCAAAUAUGCCAAAUUUUGAUCAAGAUAAGACAAUUAUAGACAAGUCCUCAGAAUUGCCAGAAAGGACCAACUCAUGUUCUCCUUGUCUGCUUCCAGAAAAUAGAAGAGAUCUGUUGUGUAGCAAUGAGUACAGUCAAAGUAUGACUGAAGCCAGUCAAGAAAAUGCUGAAGAUUCAUUUACUCAAGAAUCUGAUGGACUCUCACAAAUCAGGAUUACAAAAACUAUUUCACUGUCCCAAGAUAAGCUUCUUACAAACAAUACAGGGUGUAAUAGCAUUGAGACUCUUGGUGAUGAUGUUAAUUCAAUAGUCAAUGAAAAUGAUAUUCCAGUCCCAGCUUGUGAUGAUUCUUCUAUUUCGCAGAGGAGGGAGAGGGAAAACAUUUUCCAGGCACUUAGAGGAGGCUUGAAUUCUCCACCUUCUAAUCUUGUCAGAGACAAUGGAGAGACCGAGUCCAGUACACUUAUUCAACAAGAAGACUGCAACCAAGAACAGAUGAGUCUAUCAGACUCUGAUAUACCUCAUCUUGAAGCCUAUGGAGGUUGUCAUUAUGGACAUGCUUCCAAUGUUAGUCCACACUCAGGGGCUUCUGACACUUUACCAAUUCUGGAAAAAGAAGCAUUUCAUGAUACUUGGCCCAGUAACAAUAAUGAUGACGAAGAUGAAUUCGAAUUCGAAAACCCAUCAGGUGAUAUUUCAGAGUUUGAGAAGCCAUCAGAAAGUGUCUCUGUUGAAGAUUCUUCUAAGAACUGGCCUGAUGUACCAGAUUUUCCACAGUCUAAUACUGGCAUGACUAAUGCUGCUGAAGAAAUUUAUCAGGAUAUUCAGAAAGGAGAUAUUGGUAUUCAAGAUGAUGAGGAUGAAUUUGAGUUUGAGACUCCUGAAGAAGAUAUGACCAUAGAUCCAUCUGAAAAGUCACCCAUGGAACUAUCCACAUCGUGCCAUGUCACAAUUAGUGAUUCAUCUUCCCGCAAUGAAGGUAUCCAUGAUGGCCAGGAGCUGCUGAAUGAAAUAAAGGAAACAGAAUAUGAUGAAGAGCAGAAUGAAAAUUCCUUUCCAAAUCUUGGUCUUUCACCCAACCCAUUGGGAUGUUCAGGAUCACUACAAGGAAAUUCAACAUCUGGUAAUUCUACACCGAUAAAAAUAUUGGAAUUUCAAGAUCGUACAGCAAGUUGGUCAACCACGAUUGGAACUGCAAGUCAGGCAACUGCACUUGGAAUUGUCCAGAUUCCAGCUCCUGCUGACAUUAGGAAAGAACAGUCUGGAAAUGAUACAUCCAUUCAAGAAGUCUGUAAAACACAAGAGUCUAUGGAAGAAUCUUUAUCAGUCAGGAAUCCAGGUAAUAUCACUAAAAAUGACAUUACUAUCAUCUCAGAUCAAAAAAAUGAAUGCAGACUACCUGAUAUAGAAAUGGUGCAAGAAGACAAAGAAAUAGACCAGAAAACAAACAACAUUCCAGAUAGCCUAAAUACGCAAGAUCUGGGUCAGGAUAAAUUGCACUCAGCAUUAAUCACGCUGUCCCCAGAGAUGGAAAACGAAGAUAUCAAUUCUGGUGAAAUGAUGGAUAUUCCAGAUUCUAAUGUUGACGAAAAGUUAGAAAGAGAUGAACAAUGCAUCAAGACAAGUACUGCAGAAUGGAAUGUUGAUCCAAUUAAAGAUGGAAUAGAAGAACAAUCUAGGGAGAUGAAGGCUUCUGCAGAAUAUGAUGUGGGCGAAAAUGUUGAAGAACAAGAUGAACCAUCCCUCAAGCUGAACAAUACCUCAGAAUGUAAUUUAGGCCUUCAAAUCGAAGGAGAAGAUAAGUCAUCCAGUGAAAUGAAAGAUACGGCAGAAUCCAUUGGAGAAAGAGAUGGAAAACUCAGUGAGCAGAUGGAGAGUACUACAGAAUGUAUUGUGGAUCCAAUCAUAGAAGAAAUAACUUUUGGAGAAUGUACUGCUGAAAAAAAGUUUGAAGAACCAGAUGAACAAUCUAGUAAGAAAAAUAGUACUGAAGAGAGCAGUAUGAACUCCAACAUUGAAGGACUGGAUGUACAAAUGAGUGACAUGAAGGCUCCUGUACAAUGCUUUGUUGCUGGAAAGAUGGUAGAAUGCAAUAAGGACUCCCCAAUAGCAUCUGCAGAUGAAAAAUACAGUGAAGUGAACAAACAUGUAGAAUGCAUUGUUGAGAGUUCUGAGGAAUCCAAUAAUCCACAGGAGAUUGAAAAGGAACAUCUCCAAAGUAAUGUGCCUGGAGAAGAAAUGGUACAAGUUCCGGAAUCAGAUCCUGCUGAUACAAAUAAUUUCAAUAGCUCAUAUCAUGAACAACUUCCUGUAUCUGAAUCUAAAGGACUGCAUAACAACUCUUCUGAUGGAGAUUUGAAAUGCUGUAAAGGAAAGAAGAAACUGACUACUAAAUUCACACCACCCUAUGGGAAUGAUAUAACAGGUCAUGUAGAUAGAGCCACUCAAGAUGGAAAUGACUGUGGGGGAAAUCUUCCUUCUAGUGUGCAUAUUGAGGAAUCUAAAUCUGAGAAAGAGAAACAGGACAGUGAUUUGCAGCAAGUGCAAGAUAUCAGGCUACAUACACGUCCCAAAGCAGAAGGACAGCCAUGUGAUCAUGUAGAUAGUGACACUGAGAUCAUAUCAGAUAUGAUGGUGGAGAUACUUUCAAAUGUAAGCGUCCUGCAAGAUCAAAUUGUUGAACAUGCAACCUCCCCAGUUAGUGAAGAAUUGCAAGGGACAUUAGAGUCUACAGAGGGUAUAAUUGAAGUUGUACCAACAAGCCAUGAAAACCGUUCCAAUGCAGUGGACUUACAUGAACAAAAAAAGAAACCUCUAGAGUUUUCCUCACUUGGCCCUGAUGUCAAUGAAAUAUCUUCAGUCAGCAGUCCUAAACCAAACAUUUCCUUGGACACUUCACAGAGUAUUGAACUACAAGGAGCUACAGUGGCAGAGAACACCAUGGAAAAUGUCAAUUCACUAUCCGGAGACUUUCAAAAUGAAUCUGACUUGCACAACUCGCAGAUGGUAUCAUUAUCACAAUGUAAUCUAUUCAUUGAUACCUUAAAGAAAUCCAGUCUGUCCUCAGAACAAGAUACACUGAGCCAGGAGAAGGUGCAAGGUCAGUCUGCAGAUCAUCAACUGUCCUUGCAGUUAAAUUUGAAAGACCAGAAAUCGACCACACUUGAACAAAUUCAAAAUGACUUUACAACAGAACACCUGGAAGAGGAAUGUCCUGAAGAAACGGCUACAAAAGAUCAAACUAUAUUAGCUGAAACACCAUGUCAUGAUGAAGGUUCAAAAACUCCGACUGAUACUGUCCAGCUUGGAAAUAAUCUUCUGAAUGAACCAUCUAAAAUGUCUGAAGAGCUAGUUAAUCUUAUUGAUGCUAGUAAAGAAUCUUACCAAAAUAACAAUAUGUUCUUGGGAGCAUCUGCAGGUGAUGAAACAAUGGACAUGUUGUCUAUUGCCUGUGAAGAAACAGUAGGGGGAUAUGAAGAGGAUGCUAUGUCUACAACAAGUUCUGGAGGAGCAACUAUAGCUUAUCCACUCAGUGAUGGAGAUAAUUGGGAUGAUCCUAGUGAAGGCAUGGUUGGUAAUGUUGUCGAGGUUGAAGAACAUCAAUCCUCACCUGUGCCAGACAUGACAAAUCCAACAACAUCUCAACAAAGAACAGACAUAAAACAUACACUGACUGCAUGCAAAUGGACUGUAACAUUCAGGAAGGUAAAGAAGAGGAAAAGAUCUAAAGAAAGACACCAUAAGAAAAGCAGAAGUAAAAAACACAAGAAACGUCAUGAACCAAGCAAACCAAAACAAACAGACACUAAACAGAAGUGCCAUCUCAAAACCGAUCUUGGAGCUGAUAGAGAGGACAUAUUUGUAAAUGAGACUGCUGACACUACUAUAAAGCUGGUAGAAAGAAUGGAGGUAGAUAAAGAUGAAAACCCCAAAUUGCUUCUCCAAAAACAAACCAUUGAUAGCGAAUCCUGUGAUACCAGGGAAUCAAGAAACCACAUGGGCAUAGAAAUUCUAGAAGAUGAAAAAGAUGGAAUUGAACAAUCAGAGGCACCAAAAUCUCCGGAAAUGCUACAAAUGGCUAGCAUUUCAUCCCCCGCUUUCAAUGGUCUACAUUGUCCAGAUACUCAAACCAAUCAAUCUAUAGAAACCAAUCUGGAAUCUGUUCCUCUUGAAACUCAUCCUCUAUCUGGAAGAAUUGACCCAAUUUCAACUAAUGAAGAAGUACAGGAAGUUUCUGAUUCAGAUAAGAGACCGAAAAGCGACGAUUAUAAACUUUGUGAGCCGGUUAUAGGAGAUGCUGAAGACAUGGUCACAGUCACUUCAGUUGAUGAUCCAAUACUGAUUAAUGACGUUCCCAGCAUACCUCCAAGUGACCAAAAAUUGUGUAAUGUACCAGUAACAGCUGGAAGUCCUGCAUCACGUGUAGACAUUUCACUCCCAUCUGUAAGUCUGCCAAACCCCCAAGAUGUUACUCUUGUGGAAGAAAUUCAGCCAUCAAAUCCACCAUGGCAAGGCAUGGAAAAUGUCAUAAGAGAGAGUACAAACUUGCAUUCAGUACAAAAAACAGCUGGAAAAGGGAGCAGAGGUGCUAAGACAGUGCCACAUAUUACCCGGGAUAAAGCAACAUUCUUUGGUACACCUAGGAGAGACAAAAGUCAUUUCAGACCAAACAUUAAUAUUGGACAUUCUAUAUCAGAUAACAGAUUUUAUCUACCGCAUGCAAAACAGUCACCACACUCUCUUCCACAAUCUGCGCUGCAAAUGAUGCAUGUGAGGCAAUCGUAUAGGAAUCCAUCUGGAGCCUGCAAAGAGCUUAAACAACACCUACUCAAUAAACAGAGGCUUGCUGCGCCAGGUUCACAAAACCAGUUCCCCCAAAGUCACCUGCCCCUAACCAACAAAGAAAUUGUUUCUAAUCAGAAUGUGUAUUCAGCUAUUCUUCCAUCAGAAAGAGAUUUGGCUUUAAAUCAACAGAGGCAGUCACAGAUCGAAGUAGGAAAGAAACACGAGGGCGCAGCAAACAGGCAUAACUCUGCAUUGCCUUUUCUCCAAGUACAAACUUACCAAGAACAAUUUCAACACUUUCCUCCAAGAACUUUACCUGGUGAAAUGAACCUCCAUCAUUCUAGAGCACUGAACAGCAGCAACAUUUCCACUGGAGUAGGUCACAGAGAUAUUGAUAGGCUACAGCCGCAUGGUAAUAGGGUUGCAACAGCUGGAACGUUUAGCCCUCCAUGUGCAGAUGAUCUCCAAAGAAAUCCAACGACCCUGCACAUGGGGCAAAUUCAUGAGAAAGCAGAGAAAAGCAAAGUGGGAUACUUGCCUGUUGACAAUCAGUUAGGAUAUGCAGAGAAUAUUCCAGUUUUUACUGCUAAAGGGCCAGAGAAACAGCUUAUUGCUGUCUAUCCUGAUGGUUAUGUUCCCGUACCACAGACAGAAAUUUCAACUCAUUUGAAUAUCCAACAAAAUCUUCAACAUGCUAGAAAGCUCACCCCAACCCUCCAACAUCCUCAUUCCAAUACUGGCAUGAGUAUUUCCAAGGCUAAUAUGGAUCGAGAUGAAAUGCUCUUAUUGUUGAGGCAACUUCAUGGUGGAAAUGGAGCAAAAAGCAUGAGAAAUUACCUGGUCAACCUAGACCAGUUUGGCACCCGGACUUCUGGCAUUCCACCUCUGGAAUCCCCACAUAUUCAUGAGAAUACCAGACUCAACCAGGUUCCUGCACUGAUUCAGAAACCCUCACAAACAUCCACAGCAUUACAUCAACUUCCAAACCACGCACAAGACAGUCACUUACAAAAUCCAUUGAUGAUGGAACAUGUCAGCCAGAUAAGGAAUACAGUUGAUGCCCAACAUGAGUUGUUUCAUCCACACUCGCCGCAAAGCAGUCAGAGUAGCUUUUUAGCAGGUGCUCCUAGCAGCUUCCACAACAUGACAUCAAGUAUUCCUACUCCAAGAAUGCACAGCCGAACUCCUACUCCUGUAUCAACUACCACAAGUACAAGUGAUAUCUUUACAAACCAGUCUCAACUUCCAUCAACACCUCUUUCAAGAACAUCAACACCAAGGAGUCGAUGUACUCCAUCAUCUACACCACACAUAAUAAGUGAAUCACCUCUUCCAGGGCAAACAGAAAUAUUACACUCUUCCUCAAAUAACUGUAGUGCUAAAGAAGAUGUGCCUCUUGAUCUUACCUGUAAAGGAAGAACAAGGUCAAAUGUUGACAAAAACCCUACAGCUCCUCUUGAUUUGUCUUGCAAGCCAAUACUAUGUGACACUGAAUCACAAGAGCAAAAUGCAGCACAGGUCCCUCACAAUGUCCAUGAAGAAAGCCGCAAGCAGGAAACUCUUCGAAGAUCACAUUCUGAAGAGCCGGGAAGUGAUAUUGUAGUUGUAGAUGUACAAGGGGGUGUGGACGUGAAUGGAGGUAAACCUCAAGAUCCUGUAGUACUGAGUUGUGGUUCAUCAGAUUUGUCUUCUUCCAUUAACUCUUGCAUUCCAGAUGAAAAUAGAAGUGCAGAAGGCAUAUCUCCUCAAGAUCAGAAUAUUCCAAGACAAGAUGUCAAUAUUGAUUUGCUUAGAAUUAAACUUGGACUCCCUGUCAAUGCUGACAAUUCAUCUAUCCCUGUAAAUUACCAAGAGAGAAGUGAAAAGGUGAUAGAUUUAUCUAUAGAUAGAAAUGUGUAUAUGGAUAGAGCUGGAGGACCUCAUGCUUUUAGAGAUCUGCUGCACCAUGGGCUGACUUCUGAAGGACCUGGCCUGAAAAUUGCAAAAACUUAUAAUAAAUUUGCCAUUCCAGUUACAAGUACUCUUUCAAGUAUUCCACUUAUUGAUCUCACAUCGAUUGCCAAGAAGAUGCAUGUACACGAUGCCUCUGUAAAGUCAACAUUAGAGGUUCAUCACAGAAAAGAGUCAAGUUGCUGUGCCAGGACACCACCCAUUGCUCAAGGCAAAAUUUCCUAUGUGCCAUGUCAGCUCCAAAGGACAAGAAGUGAUGAUACCGAAGCAAGGCUUAGCUCUGGCAAUUUGGAAUAUUCAAAUAAAGUUAGUCCAGCUUUUGAUUUGGAAAGCAACAUCCCUCCUGAUGAUUCCUCUAUUCCACCCCAAAGUAUAACAAGUUCUUCAACUUCCAACAUCUUAUUCACUUCUGCAGACUCUAAUUUACAAAUACAAAAUAGCCCACUACAGUCCAAAUUUAAUAUCCCAAUGAAUGUUCAGUCAUUGAGUCAGCUCCGAAGAACAAGAAGUGAUGAUACCGAAGUAAGGCUUGGCUCUGGCAAUUUGGAAUAUUCAAGCAAAGUUAGUCCAGCUGUUGGUUUGGUGAGCAACAUCCCUCCUGAUGAUUCCUCUAUUCCACCCCAAAGUAUAACAAGAAGUUCUUCAACUUCCAACAUUGUAGUCACUUCUGCAGAAUCUAAUUUACAAGUGCAAAAUAACCCUCUACAGUCCCAAUUUAAUGUCCCAAUGAAUGUUCAGUCAUUGAGUCAGCUCCGAAGAACAAGAAGUGAUGAUACCGAAGUAAGGCUUAGCUCUGGCAAUUUGGAAUAUUCAAGUAAAGUUAGUCCAGCUGUUGGUUUGGAAAUCAACCUCCCUCCUGCUGAUUCGUCUGUUCCACCCCAAAGUACAACAAGAAGUUCUUCAACUUCCAACAUUGUAGUCACUUCUGCAGAAUCUAAUUUACAAGUGCAAAAUAACCCACUACAGUCCCAAUUUAAUGUCCCAAUGAAUGUUCAGUCAUUGAGUGAAAUGAGUCAAUGCCCAAAGAAGCGGUUCAAGCGGGCCCAUGAAGCAUCCUUCUUGCAGUCUGAUGUAACGAUUCCUUCAAAGAUCCCUGCAGCAAAGACAGGCAGUGAUGUGGCAAAGCCUGCACAUCCAUGUGGACCUCGUAAAAGGGGAAGACCAAGGGGAAGCAAAAAGACUUCCAUGGUUAGUAAAGCAAUUCCUGUAAUGAAACAAUGCACAUUCUGUCAGUUUGCAACCACUUCUCGGCAUGAAAUGAAAAAUCAUGUAAACGAAAAACACUUUCAUAAGUACAGUAUCAAAGCUAUUAAGUCGAACAAUGUCGCUAGUAUUCCUGAUCAACUUGCAAGAUUGAAUGACGAAGUCAGUGCCUCACUACCUGGUGGAAAAGGACGGAGUACAAAAAGUUUCAAGAUCAAGCCAUCUCUUGAACAUGUAAGACCUCGUAGGAACACUAAUGUAUCAAAGGAAAUAUCAAACAUGCAAAGGACAGGAACAGACCAUUGCCUUCACUGUGAUCAUUAUUUUCCCGAUACAAUAUCACUCGCGAGACAUCAAAGAAUUCAUCACAAUGAGAAGCAGAAUUUUAGAUGCCGAUUGUGUGAUUUUUGUAGCUCUGCACCAGGUCCUCUUGUGUAUCACAUCAACAAAACACAUUCAAAGGAACUGAAAGGUGGUUGUUGUCCAUUCAGAGACUGCAGUCGUCGGUUUUCAACGGUGAAAGAGGUGAAGGAUCAUCUGAAUGACCAUUGGAUAGAGAAGCAGUUUGCGUGCAAGAUAUGUGGUGUACGCUACCAAGUCCUCAGCUCUCUCAAGGCUCACCUGGACCGCCACAGUCAGAAUUUCCCCAACAUAUGUAAGGACUAUCAUAUUUAUAUGACUAUUUGGAAUGUAGAAACGGCAUCCUAUGUAAGUACAUUUUCAGAUUUUAAAUGUUUUUAUGAGCACUUUGUACUCUGCACUAUUAGAUAGAAUGUUUUGUCUAAAGGUCAAAUGCAAAAUCGACUUAGAUUAUUUUGCCAAUUUGGUCAUGAAAAGGGAGGCCAAACAUAGAGAUAUAUCUCUAUGGGGCCAAAUUAGCUACACUUCCUAUUCAGGCUUUACAAAUUCGAAAUGGAAUCUUGUCUUUCUGCAAAAAUUUAAAGGAUCUUCUGUUAAUUAAAAAAAAAUAGUAUUUGGUGCAAAUUUUCACGAUCUGAUGGGGAUUUUACUUGCAGUUUUCUCAUUUUAUCGGGUGUUCCUUCCCUAUGUGCACAAUUUUUGUUUAAAAUUAAAAAAAAAAAUCUAAGCAACCUACUUUAUAUCUAAUACCGUGGUGCGGGCACAAACCAGCAGAAAAUUAUUGUAGCAUAUUUUGCAAAUGUAUAUCAGCUGUGGCCUUAAAAGAUAGAUUAAUUGAUACAAAAUUAAGUGAAUAUGCCUUGCGGGCAAUCCUAAACAAGAUCGCAAAUUAUUGCAACUCUAUCAAAUAACUCCAAUCACCUCAACCUCCACCCCAAAAAUGGCGGGGGAGGGGGUAGUGUCAUUUCAUUUUCAACUGUAUUGCAAUUUUGUAUUUCUCAUUCCUUUUUUUAACUUAAUAUCUGUCUGAUUUGUUUAUUUAUUCACUUAUAUAUUGCCUUCAAGGGAUGCCAAAAAAAUGUGUAUUUGGGUUAAUAACACGAUUAUUUUGCAACAACAAAAAAUGGUCUUUAUUUUUGCUUUUAAAAAAUGCACGUAUUAUUCUUAAAGUAUAUUUUAUUUUGCAUGGUUGCGCAGCAACGUUAAUUGUAAUCGUAGUAAUAGCACUUUGUUAAAGGUUUUACCAGGGGAACGACAACAUCGAUUAUGUCUUAAUAUUUAACCCAAUGUUCAGUCUAACAUAUCACAUAGCCAUGGGUUCGUUCAGAAGUCAAAACCUCGUCAUUUAUUAUAAUGAAUAAGUUAUUUGUUAAUCGUUCUAUUUUUAAAACAGACACCAGAAAAUUUUAAUCGUAUUGUCGACAGAAGCUUUCUUUCAAAAAGUGAAUAUCAAAGAUUAUUUUUGCAUGCAAGCUAUGUGUUUUAUCUGAUUUUGAAAAAGAGUUGUAAAGUUCGUAAGGUUGCCAUAAUUCAGUUAUGAAUUAUUUGGUGAUCGUGACUUUAUCAAAUUUCUGGGGCAAAAUGGUGGAAUUUUUAGAUUUUCUUUGUCUCACAUUGUGCGUGGGUUUUCUUUGCCCCUCCCCAUUUUUAUUUUUAUUUACUUUAUGUUUGCAUAUCCGUUUUAUUUGUUUUAUUUUAUUUUGGGAGCUGAUCAUGAUCACAAAAGAAAUUGAAACUAUGUUCGAGCUUUUUGCACCAUGCUUGCUUGGAAACUUGUUUUAAAAAGUCUCAAACUAAUGUAUAUUUCAGGUUCCAUGACAUUUGCAAAAACCUAACCUCCAACAUGUCCAAAACUAAAUAAACCCUAAUCCAUAUCUUUACAUUAUUCUGAACAAAAACUAUUACAAUCCGAACUCUAAACCUAAUUUCCCCUCUGAUCCGGGUUUCAAAGAUUGGAAUGUGUUACGAUUCAAAUUUAGACCUGAAUGAUUAAUAGAGAGUUGACUGCUGGAAGGUCGUACAACUCGUACAUGGGCUCUUGAUUGCAUAUUUAUAUUUAUUUCACGUGUCAAACCAAGAAGAAUACAUGAAUAUAUCCAUGUGUUCAUAUAUGACUAAAAAUAUUUUUAAGUGUAUGGAAAAAAAAUUGCAGACAAGAGUAGAUCGGGAAGUAGAUGCAAAACUAGGUACGAGAUUUGAUUGGAAGAGGGUUAAGCCCGGCGCACAUUUACGAUCCGUUGCUGAUCGAUUUUCAAAGAAUACCGUAGCAUUUGAUAUGAACAUUACAACCUGUAAAAUCUUACCGGUCAAAGUUCCCAAUAGUGGUAUGAAUGCUAAAAUUGUAUUCAUGUCAAAAUCGUUAUGACGUCUUUAUCGGCACCGACUUGAUGCCGAUGUGUACUUUGGUUUACUCUGACUACAAGACAUGCAGCAAAUCAGAAGUUUAAUUUAGUAUUCUGAGUAUUAUACCGAACUUCACUUCUUGAAAAUUGCAUAUUCAAUGCAAAAUGCGAUAUUUGUUCCAAAAUCGCAUCUUCGUUGGAUCGUGUGGUGUGCGCUGGACUUUAAAGCACCUCGGUGUAUUAGCUCGUGUUGUGUUCGUAUCCAGUCGUUAACACGUAGUCGUGUGUGCAUUUUUUAUGUAAUACAUAUACGUAGAUUUACAUCGAUUGGAUAAAUGUUAUUAUUAUUGGUUUGUCUUCACGUUUACAUUAAUGAGGUUUUGAACUCGUUCUAGGAACCAUUUACGGAUCUGUUGAUUAAGAAAUCCAUGGAAACGGUGGGAUCCAUACGUGCUUGAAUAACUACGGCAAUAUAUUCUACCCGACUUCCACGUACGCUAUCGUACACGAUCAGGAGAGGUGCUCUGUGUCUGUAUUGUUCUCUCGUAAAGUCUGGUAACAUUUUUAUAAUUCCAUGGGUGACGAUAGGUGUUAAUUGUAUUGUCUGUAAUUUAUCACAUCAUAGGUGUAACAGUUUGUGUAUUUUUUAUUCUUCAUUUUAUUAUUAUGAACUUGAGACAGUUUCAAGUCUAUAAUAUCCAUGCAUGUAUUUAGGGAUGAAUCGGUGUGAAUUUAACUUUUUGAUUUUGAUGAAAUUACAACGGAAUAAUGGCAAUUUCACUUC